Messenger RNA from Phycomyces blakesleeanus NRRL 1555(-), 697 nucleotides. RefSeq lists its product as hypothetical. The record is from RefSeq and is a predicted model, not a curated record. Bases 69 to 518 code for a protein of 149 amino acids. The transcript is spliced from 4 exons. Lineage: Eukaryota; Fungi; Mucoromycota; Mucoromycetes; Mucorales; Phycomycetaceae.
CUUUUUUUUUAUUGUCCUUACAUUCCAAACCAACCAAGAAACCCCCUCUCUUUCUAGAUACUCGUAGAAUGAACGCUUUCCGUACCACUACUCGAUUGGCAUUUGCCCGCCCUACUUUCCAGACUCGCAUAGCAGCUCCCAUGUCUGUCCGCUGGUUGUCUGACUCAUUGCGCCAGAAAUUAAACGAGGAUGUCAAAUCUAGUGAUAUCGUCUUGUUUAUGAAGGGUACUCCUGAUCAGCCCAUGUGUGGAUUCAGCAGAGCUACUGUUCAGAUCCUUCAGGUCCAGGGUGUUGAUUUUGACAAGCACGUCAAGGCCUUUAAUGUGCUGGCUGAUGAUGAUCUUAGAGAAGGUAUCAAGGAAUACUCUGAGUGGCCCACUAUUCCCCAGGUCUAUGUCAAGGGAGAGUUUGUUGGCGGUUGUGACAUUAUGUUGAACAUGCACCAGUCAGGCGACCUUGAAGAUCUUUUGGUCAAGGAAAACAUUGUACCAGCCGAGCCAGAAGCCACCAAGGACUAGACGCACAACUUCUUUUAUCUGUAUAAAAAUAAAAAUAAAUAUAAUAUAAUACAAUACAAUUUUUUAUUUAUUUAUUUAUUUAGAAAUGAAAAAUCUGCUUUUUUGUUUGUAUUUGUUAUCUUUGUAAGGUUGGAUUACCUAAAAGAGAAAAACAGGAAUAAAAAAAAAAUUAUAAGAUU